AUCAGAGACGGUACCGAAGGCAUCUUGCAAAAAGCUUCACUUGUUGCUAGGAAACCGAACCUCUGCGUUACUUUUCUUACCAGCUUCCGGUGUAACUGUUGACACAAAGGCAGCUUAACGGCAACAAAAGAGCGAGGAGAAGUUGGAGCUAAAAUGUUUGGUGUUGCUCGCAGCCCGUUUUCUAGAAGCACACGCUGUUUCUGAGAGCAGAAGAAGAGACUUGGAGCCCCGGAUGUUUCACUUCCUGCUGCGAUGCAGAGUUCAGUCUGACAAGAAGAAGAAGAAGAAGAGGUUGAUGUGGAGGAGCAUCUCCUGGCUGUGACAGCAAAAUGAAGCUGCUUCAGCUGCUCUGCUUCCUCCAGCUGAGCUGGCUCUGUCCAGUUCUUCUUGAUGUUUUCACUCCAGACCCUCUGACAACAGAGACGCCUGAAGAGUUUGACUAUAAGCCUUACGUUCAUCACCUUGGCAGCACAUGCAGGUGGACUUUCAGGAUGUCUGGAGGCCGCAGGGGGAAGCCAGUUCCACUCCCACCUGAGUAUUUAGACAGUCUGACUAAGCAGAUCUGCCAGCAACUUGAAUGUGGAACAGUUCAUACUGUGAAGAAAACCACGGCACCUGCCAAAAGCAAGUGCUUCCAGGACUGUUUGCUCCGGGACUGGCGUCUGCAGAACUGCUUACAGAUGUUGACGGCAGGAUGCAUCGUGGCCACGGAAGUGAUCUGUGGUCAUCACUCUGUCCGGCUGAAGGGACAUGGGGACCAGUGUGCUGGGCGGGUGGAGGUAUGGAAGGACGGGACGUGGGGCACGGUGUGUGACGACAGAUUUGACCUGAGAGAAGCCAACGUGGUUUGCUCCCAGCUGGGCUGUGGCGGCGCUCUCAGGGUAACCGGUCAGAACGGAUUGUUCCCUCCAGGGAGCGGACCGAUCCACCUGGACGAGCUGAACUGCACCGGGAACGAGCAGAACCUGUGGUUCUGUCCGGGUGUCCAGGAAAAGUCUGACUGCGGACACAAAGAGGAUGCUGGUGUGGUGUGUUCAGUUUCUAAGGCGUCCUUCGGAGUCACCACACCAGCUCCUGCAGGAACCCCUUCUCCAGAACAUCUCUGCAUCAUUUCUCUGUCAGUUGCUGUGCUCGUUCUUGCCAUCCUGAAUUUGGUUCUCUGCUGCCUGUUCUGUCACUGCCACGAUUUGGGCGGUGAGGCCGGCGGCGCCGUCGGUUUCAGGAACCUGAUGAACGUGAAUCUGUGGUUGACAAAGUGGAAACAAAGAUUGACCAAAGCUUGAAGAAGCACCGAUUCUAAAAUUCUGAUUUAUACAUCACAGGUGAUGUGGAAUAAAUAUUAAUCAGAAAGUCCAGUUUAACAAUAAAUAAAAACA
Molecule: messenger RNA, 1376 nt
Organism: Poeciliopsis prolifica (blackstripe livebearer)
Lineage: Eukaryota; Metazoa; Chordata; Actinopteri; Cyprinodontiformes; Poeciliidae
Product: scavenger receptor cysteine-rich type 1 protein M130-like
Exons: 8
Coding region: 330-1283 (317 amino acids)
Cellular component (GO): membrane
Source: RefSeq, a predicted model, not a curated record